Molecule: messenger RNA, 1359 nt
Organism: Parnassius apollo (apollo)
Lineage: Eukaryota; Metazoa; Arthropoda; Insecta; Lepidoptera; Papilionidae
Source: the annotation of a GenBank genome assembly
AUGAUGACACAAAAGCGACUUGUUUAUAUUGCAAUGUCAGCGUUUCUCGUGGUAGCAAAGCAGUUUCAUCGAAGGGCUUCACGACAUCUAACACACGUGAAGCGCUAUCACGAAAUGGAGUUGGAAAAAGACACCCCAGGUACCUCAAGCGCCGACGGUGGCCCGCCGCCUAAAAAACAAGCUACUUUGGAGCACAUUUUGGAAAAAAGUGUCAUGUAUGAUACCGAUGACCCUAGGGCAAAAGCGAUCACGCAAACAAUAGCUGAACAAAUGUGUGUAGACAUGGAGCCGUUUGACUUAGUAAAUAAACUGGGGUUUCAACGCACUAUUAAGCAGUUUUGCCCGAAAUACAAAAUGGUUUCCCGUCCCCAUAUUUCGGAAAAUGUAAUACCAGACAUGUACUGCCGUGUAAGAACCAAAAUAAUGGAACUUUUGCAUGAACUUCCGCACAUCACUAUCACGACUGACUUAUGGACAAGCGAUGCUUCUUCGUCCGUUAACGACUUUAUAAGUGUGACUGCUCACGGACUUGAUAAAAAUUUUGAGUUGAAGAACUACUGCCUAGAAGUAUUUCCUUUUGAAGGCGAAAAUCAUAGCGCUGAAAACAUAGCUCAAAACUUACGUCAAUUAUUUCAAGAUUGGCACAUCAGCGAACGGGAUGUCGUUACUCGCUGGGAUUCAACCCUUCAUGCACUUAGAAGACUUUUAGAGCAACGAGUUGCAAUUCAAGCUUCUUUGCCUCAUGUGAAAUGUAGAACUGAAUUGUCUACAGAAGAAUGGCUAUUGAUGGAACAAGUUGUUUCGACUUUGAAUUAUUUUGAAGAAGCUACAAAAUCUAUAAGCGAAGAAUCUGCUUGCUUAUCUGACGCUAUACCUCUUAUUAACAGUUUGCGAAAAGUUUUAAAACAGAUCAAAAAUAAUCAAGAGACCGCGGACGACAGUUACAGCAGCCCAGAAUAUUAUAAUUUUGUAGAGAUUUUGUUAGCUGGAAUAAAUGACAGAUUUGAUUAUCUAGAGAGUGAGGAAACCUUUAUUUUAUCAACAACACUAGAUCCGCGCUAUAAAUUGCGUACGUUCUUUCUACAAUCCACAAGCAUUGAGGCGAAAAGAAUACUUAUCUCCUUAAUUACAAACAGGGAUACACAUGUUCCUGUAGAGCGUGUAGAGUCACAAAAAAAGCAAAAUGAGACUUUCUUAGGUAUCUGGAGUGCUUGUGACAGUUUGAUUAAAGAAGCAGAAGAGGAGGAACCUUUAUCAAACAUGUCUAGUCAUCCUGAGCAAGAAGAGCUUUGUAUUGUAGCAACCGCGCCAAUAAUUGAGUUAAAACACUAUUGCCAGCAGCAGGGCCAGAUACGUUGA